AUGCACUCGCACUUGUCCGCCGCGCGGCGGAGUACCUGGAACGCACGCGCUGCGCAUCCGCGUGUCGUGCAGAUGGAGCUCAUGGCCCACCAGAUCACUUGUCAGGAGUACAGUGUGGACAUCCUGCGCCAUCUGAUCGACAUCGAGCAGCAGAGCAGGCCGUGCUUCGCCAGCUUCGAAGCGCAGCCCGAGAUCAGCGUGCAGAUGCGCUCGCUGAUCUUCGACUUCGUGAUGUGCUGUCACACGCGUCUCGGCCUGUCGUCGUCCACGUUGUUCCUGUGCUUCAACAUCAUCGACCGCUACUGCUCGCGGAUCAUCGUCAAAAGCGCGACCUACCAGCUCGUCGCGUUGUGCAGCUUGUGGCUCGCCUCCAAGUACACCGACAAAAAGCCUCGCAUCCCGUCGCUACGCGCUCUGCAGAGCCUCUGUUGCAACCAGUACAGCAAGCGCCAGUUCCAGGAUAUGGAGUUGCACAUCCUCAAGUCGCUGAACUGGAUGUCCUGCGUGGCUCCGCCGCAUGAUGCGUUUGUCGAUAUCUUGCUGAAAAAUAAGAUCAGCUCGCUCAGUUAUAAGGGCCUCAACUUGAACGACCUCAAGUACGGUGCUGUCGUGUUGUGCGAGCUCGCGUGCUUCGACCACGUGCUUGCCUUCGACUACAACGCAUCUGCAGUCGCGUUAGCGGCUGUCACGCUCAUCACGCAUGCGCUACGUUACACAGUAGACGGUCAGUUUUUGCAUUAUUCUGCGAUGCUGAAGGAUCUGAAUUUGCAACGUGUCUGUGAGCUGUUGCUUGCCAGAUUCCGGUCCCGCAGUUUCCCUUCGAGCUUCCGGCUCAAAUAUAUGUCUCAGGGCAAGCUCGAGUCCAACCCGAUUCUUUAUAGCCUUCUAAGAUAUGACGCAGAACUCUCUCCGGGCCAGUCCUCGAGCAGCGAACCACCCGGUUCUUCCGUGACGUCCUGGGGUCCAAGCAUUUCCAGAACACCUUCCAUUACAGUGCCACCUACCCCAUCCACCCCAUCCACUGCAGCGCUAGCCGCGCUGAAUGCAUCGGGUGCCACUAAAAAGAUGACAACUGCAGCCACGCCGACCUCGUGUGUUACCUCUCCUAUUGAGUUCUCUGGCAUCUCUAAUAUUACACGUCCAGCGAUGUUCAAAAGGCAACAUGCAAAGCGUGACUCCUCCGUUAUGGAAGCAGAUUUCUUUGACGCAACUACGGUCACUUGCAAGCGCAUACAUUAG
This is a messenger RNA of Lachancea fermentati, 1239 nucleotides long. The record is from the annotation of a GenBank genome assembly. Lineage: Eukaryota; Fungi; Ascomycota; Saccharomycetes; Saccharomycetales; Saccharomycetaceae.